GAAGACACGGCGUCAGGGGCUUCUGCUCCAAAGGUGACGGCCACAAUGAACCCUCCAAGGACUCUGCGACAGAGAAGAGAAAUUAGUGAGUGCUGAUAGCGAAGGUGAGGAAGAAGAGUCCUUGUGGUGAUCGAUCGGUCGCAGGUUAAAAGCAUUUAAUGACUGAAAAUAACAUCACUAACACAGGUUGAUGAACCACUGACAUGGGAAUGCAUCUGCAACAAGCAAAUAUGGUGUUUUUAUGAAUGAUUGUGACUAAAACAAGCAGUCAAUUAACUAAAUUAGAGAAAGAAUCUGCAAUAACAAACUGAUAACUUGAUCCCAUCCUUGUCACUGUAGCAUUAGUUGACUCAUAUGAUGCUUACGUUCUUCUCCAGCAUGUAGAGCAGAGUAUUUAUGAGAUGUUAGUGUCUUUACCCACAGCUUACUCUCGUUCUUCUUGCAGCUGUGCUUCUUCCCUUCAGAGAGCUCACACGGUAAUAAAACGCCUCGUUGCCCCAGCAGGUCGACGUCGUCCCACUUGUUUCCAUUCACACACAGUUUGCUUUAUCUGUCGGCCAUGUUUACGGUGGCUUUGCUCAGCUGACUGGCUGUCAACAACAUCUUGUUUCCCCCGGAGGCUCAUUUCAGUUUCAGUGAAGCCUCGUUGUGUUAAAUAUCCACUCAGCAGAUUAAAUCAUCUCCACAAAGAAGAGAACGCUGGAUGCUGCUGAGGAACAAAUUAGAUAUUGAUUAUCAGUCUGUAAUAAUGAUCUGAUCUGUUAACAUCAACAACCAAUGAACACACUACUGCUACUACUAUGUUACAUUUAUAUUAUAUACUUAUUCACUUCUCUUUAACAUUCAAGCAGCUGUAGUCAGAGAGUAUGUUUAAUUAAUCAAAUAAUAAUGUUUGAGCUAAACUGCUUUUUACUUAUUGACAUUUAAUAGAUCCAGAUGAUUUAUGGAUUCAUGAUAAAAAUAACUGUCAGAUUAAUGAAUAUAAAGUAAAGAUACAGAUACAGACAGGUGAGCACAGUUUACCUCACAGUAUGAGUAAAGUUAAAUAACUAGAACAUUAAAUACAUGAUGAUCAAAUAAACACCAACAUGUACUAAAUACAUAACUACAGCAACAUCAGUAGAAACUACUCAGUGUAUUGAGAUGAAAUGUGAUACUGUAAUAGCAUUUUUCACUAUUGUGACGUUUUACAGACUAAACUACAAUGAAGAAGUGAAUCCACAGAUUAAUCGUCCCGGCUUUGGUGCCAGACGUAAAGAAUAACUCGGGUUAAAGGUCUGUAACAGAACAGGAGUACAUCGGGUAGUUUGAGGUCCCCGGGGCCCCGACAGCGUUCAGCCUGGUUAACGGCGUCCUGAGGCUGUGCUCCGGCUAAUAAAGGGUUAAAAAGUUAGUAAUGCAGAGGAGCUUAUCCCGCCCACGUCGUGUUUCCACGGUUUCUGCACCAAAGCCUGGAUGCUGGCGUGCUGCCCGGCACUUUCUCGGGCCCUUCAGGAGCCGAUGAGUCACAGGCACGGAUUGAUCUGUGCAGCGCCGCCUCUCGGCGCUCUAAGUCGGCCUCCUCCCUCCUCGCUCAUUUGUCCUGACAUCUGGGAGGCAGUGAAGGCAGCACCGUGGACCGGGUCAAAUAAGACGCAGCAGACCUCAAUGUGAAGCGGAGCGUUUAUUAUAUCUCUAUCUACGUUAUUAACUCUCACAAAUCCCACAAUCUGAGGCUGCAAGUAUUUGUAUUAUCUGCCAUUUAUUUUCUCUGUUAAUCGUCUUCUGUCUUGAUUUACAAUCACAUGAAACAGAGUUCCAGUGAAUCAACAUGGACCUAUUGAUCUGUUCACAGAUUACAUGAGAAGCAUGUUGUGUUGAUUCUCUGCAGUGAACAUGGAGCCUGAUUAUUGUAGAUUACUAAAUGAAACACAUUGUUCAUGUAGAGACAGGAGAUUGUUUGCAGAAUACUUCAGUAUUAGAAACGUCUCUGUGAAGGAUGUGCAGCUCGGCGCUAAUGAGAGCAGCUGAGGUGGAUUAAUGAGCCGGUGCAGCCUGAACCAGAUGUUCCAGUGGUGGUGCAGCUCCCUCACAGGCCUCAUGAACUCGACUCAUGUCACUGAUCGCCUCUUUACCUCACCCUGUCUCAGUAUUCAUCACAUCUCUCCCUAACUUGUUUCAGCUCUGCUGAGGUGAAAUAACUCAAAGUUCACUCGCAGACUUUCCUUGUUUCCAAAUCAGGGGACAGGAAAUGCAUAAUUUGCAAAGGAUUGUGGGUGUUUUGGGAGUGGUGAGGACAUGCAUCGUAAUAAUGUGACGUUUUCUCUCAUUAACUUGUGUUUUCUUGUUAAUCUGACAGCAGCUACGCAUUAUGCCAGUAUUCAUACUUUUGUGUUUAUUGAAGCAGUUUUCUUGUAAUAAUCUGAUCAUUUGUGCUACAUUUACUUUAUUAUUGCAUUGAUGCUUCUUGUUGUAAUGGUUCUUGUCACUAAUUCCGUAUUAUUCCCUCUGCACACUCUCUCCCUCUUGUUGAUCUGCUUGCUUUGCAUUUGAGAAGGAAGGCGGGCAUCCUGCCCAGCCUGGAGGACCUGCUCUUCUACACCAUCGCAGAGGGCCAGGAGAAGAUCCCUGCUCACAAGUUCACCACAGCUCUUAAAGCCACCGGGCUUCGCACCGGAGACCCCCGGCUGAAAGAGUGUAUGGACAUGCUGAAGAUGACCGUGAAGACAACCUCCGACGGAGCGCUGGACCGACACCUCUUCAAAAAGUGUGUCCAGAGCAACAUCGUUCUGCUCACCCAGGCCUUCAGGAAGAAGUUCGUCAUCCCAGACUUCCAGUCCUUCUGCGGCCACAUGGACGAGCUCUACGUCAACGCCAAGAAAAUGUCUGGAGGGCAGGUGGCCGACUACAUUCCCCAGCUGGCCCGCUUCAGCCCAGACCUGUGGGCCGUCUCGCUGUGCACCGUCGAUGGACAGAGGCACACCGUCGGCGACACCAAGGUUCCCUUCUGUCUGCAGUCCUGUGUGAAGCCGCUGAAAUACGCCAUCGCCGUCCACGACCACGGCACCGAGUACGUGCACCGCUUCAUCGGCAAAGAGCCCAGCGGCCUGCGAUUCAACAAGCUCUUCCUGAACGAGGAAGAUAAACCUCACAACCCGAUGGUCAACGCUGGAGCUAUUGUCUGCACCUCCCUCAUCAAGCAAGGAGCGAGCAACGCUGAGAAGUUUGAUUAUGUCAUGAACUUCAUGAACAAACUGGCAGGAAACGAGUACGUGGGCUUCAGCAACGCCACCUUCCAGUCGGAGCGAGAGUCUGGAGACAGAAACUUUGCCAUCGGCUACUACCUGAAGGAGAAGAAGUGUUUUCCAGAGGGGACGGACAUGACCUCCAUCCUCGACUUCUACUUCCAGCUCUGCUCCAUCGAGGUGACCUGUGAGAGCGCCAGCGUCAUGGCGGCGACUCUGGCCAACGGCGGCUUCUGUCCAAUCACAGGAGAGCGCGUGCUGAGCCCCGAGUCGGUGCGAGACACUCUGAGUCUGAUGCACUCCUGCGGCAUGUACGACUUCUCCGGACAGUUCGCUUUCCACGUCGGUCUGCCGGCUAAAUCUGGUGUCGCCGGCGGGAUCCUGCUGGUUGUUCCGAACGUGAUGGGCAUCAUGUGUUGGUCUCCUCCACUCGACAAGCUGGGCAACAGCGUGAGAGGCAUCCAGUUCUGCACGGACCUGGUUUCUCUCUGUAACUUCCACAACUAUGACAACCUGAGACACUUUGCCAAGAAGCUGGAUCCUCGUAGGGAGGGAGGAGACCAGAGGGUGAAGUCGGUGAUCAAUCUUCUGUUUGCUGCUUACACCGGAGACGUCUCCGCCCUGAGGAGGUUUGCGUUGUCCUCCAUGGACAUGGAGCAGAGGGACUACGACUCCAGGACGGCCCUGCAUGUGGCAGCCGCUGAAGGACACGGUGAGGUGGUUCGCUUCCUGCUGGAGGCCUGUAAAGUCAACCCCGUUCCCAAAGACAGGUGGGGCAACACGCCGAUCGAGGAAGCGGUCCACUUCGGCCACCACGACGUGGUGACCAUCCUCCGAGACUACCACACCCAGUACAGCCCUCAGGAACCCACCGACGACAAGAAGAGCGCCGAGAAGAACCUGGACGGUCUGCUCUGAUGGAAAGAAACCGGACGGUUGUGAGUUGGGAGAAAACGUGGAUCAUGUGGAUCAGAGAGGAAACAACCUCUCAUUAAAACAACCCAGAACAAUAAAGUAUACAUUACAACAUCCUUCAGAAACAACUUCACAUUCCCCUCACACACACAGGGCAGCCCCCGCCCCUCCAGAGUAAAAGCUCCUCGUCAUGCUACUAGAUGUGAUAUUAAUGUUAGUGGGGAAACUGGUGUUGUUUACUUUCUCCCUUCUGUAUUUCGCCCUCACCUUUGUAACUUUGUAGGAAGUAACCGCCCCGUUGAAUGCUGGGUAAAUUCGGCGGCGGCUGGCAAGUCGACGGACUCCGUUAUUUACUUUUUCAAAUUGACAUUUUUAUUCUGAAAGGCUGAAAACAGGAAGCAGCAUGCAUCUCGUACCCUGGUUAGAAACCUUCGUCACUUCCUCAUCACAACAUGGUGGAAUGUAUCUUCCCCCAAACAUGUGUGAUACAUGUUUAAGAUAAAGUGUGUGUGUGUGUGUGUGUGUGUGUGUGUGUGUGUGUGUGUGUGUGUCUGAGACGAGGAUACAUGAGUGUAAAUACGUGUAAUAAGUGUAAAGCUGUGGUGGAACGUGAGGUUGAGCUUUGAUCACGAGGAGCGUGACGUAGAUUUCACUGAAACUCUGGAAAUAUAUAUUUAAACUGUUAAAUAUGCAGCUUGUAAAGGUCAACACGAGAUGAGAGAUGUUUUUGUUUUGCUAUCUAAAAGCUGUUCUAGUUUAUUUGUCACCGUUAUUGAAUUGUUUGAUAUUUAUUUUUUGUAACAAGCAAGUCGGCCAAAGUUUCUAGAUAUCACAUACAGUAUAUGACACUGCCAGCGCUGACGGAAGCUUGAAUUACUUCCACUCAACAACAGAAACAAUAUUUAGUUUCCUAAUUAUGUGAGAAAUGGUCUUUAAACGCAGCUUUUUAACGGACGAUUGCCACCAAAUAAGAGCUGAAAUAUUGGUCUUUGUUGAGGCGCCGGUUCCUUUAUUUCAUGCAUAAACACUAAAGUUAUUAUUCCUUUAGUGCAGAUGUGUUGACUGUAAUGUUUCACAUGAACGAUGAUGGUUUUAUUGUUACACUUUCAGGUCUGAAACACAAAGAACUCUACUGAAGGAGCUUUGUAAUGCAGACAGAUUGUUUUUUAUGUGCAGAAGAAUCUGUCAUACUUGAACGGUUGUGCAGAUGUUUCAUUUUUUCCAGAGGUUUUGUGUGUUUGUAGCGUGUUGGAGGUUUGUAUGUUGUUUCUGUAAAGAUGAACUGAACCAGGCAAUCAACAUGUCUGCAAUAUUAACAAUCCACACUCCAAAAUGUAGUGCAUUAUAAAUCCUUAGGUUGGGAUCGGAUCAUUCAGUUUUCAAAUCUUUAAGUUUUUAAAAAAAAAUGGAUUAAAAGAAGCACAAAACUACCUAAAAAUUGCGAUCUUUUGAGAAACAAUUAGCAAUACGGAUGUAAUGAUUGUUCAAUUAAAUUAGCAAUAUGGACGUGAGCUGAUCCCGACCUGCAUUCUGAAGUAUUCUGAAUGUAACGUGUUUGUUUGUGUCGUUCUGUUUCUUCUUCAUGUGUAUUUAUGCUGCCGACUGUCGCAGGCAGUCAAGAUAUUAAUUCACAGAUCAAACAUUAAAUAAAAGUUAUAAAACUCAAAA
This is a messenger RNA of Anarrhichthys ocellatus (wolf-eel), 5807 nucleotides long. Its product is annotated as glutaminase kidney isoform, mitochondrial. Gene Ontology annotation, biological process: L-glutamine catabolic process. Bases 2679 to 4142 code for a protein of 487 amino acids. Lineage: Eukaryota; Metazoa; Chordata; Actinopteri; Perciformes; Anarhichadidae. Gene Ontology annotation, molecular function: protein binding; glutaminase activity. The record is from RefSeq and is a predicted model, not a curated record. The transcript has 19 exons.